Messenger RNA from Tarenaya hassleriana, 1956 nucleotides. RefSeq lists its product as uncharacterized. The coding region runs from base 1 to 1956 and encodes 651 amino acids. The transcript has a single exon. NCBI's taxonomy places the organism in Eukaryota, Viridiplantae, Streptophyta, Magnoliopsida, Brassicales, Cleomaceae. Gene Ontology annotation, molecular function: nucleic acid binding; zinc ion binding. The record is from RefSeq and is a predicted model, not a curated record.
AUGCCUGCACCUCCGAGAAUUCCGGAGCAAGUGGUAGUGGACUAUUUGCCAUUUGUCAAGGAACUCCGAGCUUUGGGCACUCCGGAGUUCGAGGGUUCCCUCAGCCCUGAGGCAGCAGAAGACUGGAUGAUCAAGAUCACCCAUCACUUCAACUACAUCAGGUGCCCGCUGGGGUACCGUACGGAGUUAGCGAGCCAUCAUCUGGCUGGCGGCGCUGCUCGCCAUUGGUGGGAGGAGGUUGUACGAGAAGCUCCCGCAGGACACCAGUUCUCGUGGGAAGAGUUCCGGGCAGAGUUCGAGCAGAAGUACUACCGGAGGCAAGAUCAGAGCCACCGUAUUACGGAAUUCCUUCGUCUUGAACAGGGAAACAUGACUGUUCGAGAGUACGAAGCGGAAUUCAACCGGCUGCUGAAGUAUGGAGGCCACCUAGUGCCAACUGAGGAGUACAAGAUCCAGAAAUUCAUUGCUGGGUUACGUGCUUCUUUCAGGAGAAUGAUCGAGUGCCAUGAGUACCCUACGUUGAGUCGGUGCAUCAACCAACUCGACAAGGUGGAACGCAGUGAGAAGGAGAGGAUGGAAGCCAAGAGACAAGACCGUGGACCCUACAGGAGAGUGCCAGUCAACCGUCCCCCGGUGAGAGUUGGACAGACGAGUCAACCCCGCGACAAGGGGAAGGCUCCGGCGUAUCGUCCCACGACCCCAGCUCAGCCAAUACAGUAUAGGAGGUCAUGUGCUAAGUGUGGUCUAGACCAUACUGGACCUUGUGGAAACACCAUGACGUGCUACCGUUGCGGUCAACCGUGGCAUUUUGCUGCCAGAUGCACGGCGAACAUAGCUCCUCAAGCCAACAACAAGCCACCGCGUCCGGCACAGAGGAGAUCGGGUAUUGCUCCGAGAGUUUAUGCUCUCACAGCUGAGGAGGAUGCGCAGGAGGAACCAUACACAGUGGAGGAGCCAUAUGCUGCAGAACCAUUGACCACCUACGAGGCCCCUGAUGAGGAUUAUCUGGAGGAAACCGACGUUGCUGCCAUCACAGGUAUCAUUUGCAUACACGAUGUUGCAUGCUUCACUUUGUUUGAUACAGGAGCUACACAUAGCUUCUUGAGUGAGAAAAAGGCAGACGAGUUGUCAAUCAUGGAGAUCGAUACGACUACACCUUUUAUGGUGUGUACACCUGCAGGACAGACUCUUCCAGUACAGGGGAUUUUGCAUUGCAUGCCCUUGACUAUCUGUGGGAGGAUGUUGACUGCAGAUCUUAUCAUCGUACCUAUCCGGGGUUACGACCUAAUACUGGGAAUGGAUUGGUUAUCGAAACAUCAAGCCCAGAUUGACUGUCGUCAGCGGACUAUUUGGUUCACUGAGGAGAGCGGAGGAUUCGAGUUCGUUGGGAACAGAUCACGGGAGGUGUACCCCAUCAUAUCAGCUCUGAAGGCUAACAAGAUGACCGAAAAAGGGAAUGAAGCCUUCCUGGUUGUAAUCACAGCAACCGAAGAAGCAGAAGCAAAACUGGAAGAUACUGCUGUGGUUCGGGAAUUUCCCGAUGUGUUUCCUGAUGAACUACCUGGACUACCACCAGAGCGGGAGGUAGACUUCUCCAUUGAGGUUGUGCCAGGAAUGGAGCUAAUAUCUAAGACUCCACAUCGGAUGGCUCCGACCGAGAUGGCAGAACUGAAGAAACAGUUGAACGAACUAAUGGAGACAGGGUUUAUCCGACCGAGCGUAUCACCGUGGGGAGCACCAGUGUUAUUUGUGAAGAAGAAGGAUGGUAGUAUGCGACUCUGCAUCGACUACCGAGGCCUGAACCAAGUGACCAUCAAGAAUCGGUACCCCUUGCCUAGAAUUGAUGAGCUGCUUGACCAACUGCAAGGAGCAAAGUGGUUUUCUAAAAUCGACCUACGUUCUGGGUAUUAUCAGAUUCGUGUAAAGGUUGAGGAUAUCCAGAAGACUGCCUUUUGA